GAGCCGCCCGCUUAGGAGCUGGAAGCAGACCAGCGCUCAGCCAAAACUGGUCCCGUCAUCCGCAUUGUGUGCACUUCGCAGUGAAAUGUUGUGAUGUUUGAAAGUGAGAAGUAGAAAAAGGUUGAUUCUGAAACAUGUUCAGCUUCGCCAACAAAAUGCUGAACGCCCUCGUGGGCAACGAGGAGCCCACGUCAGGCACAGCGACUGGCACCAGUGUGCCAGGAGUGGCCCGCCCUCAAGGCCCAGGCCUCCCAAGGAUGGGGGCGCCUGGCGGACCUCGUGCACCAAUGCCUGGUAUGACAGGACCUCGGCCUCCGGGAACUAACACGGGCCUCGGGAUGAAUAUGCAUAGUGCUCCGGGAGCCUCAGGUGGUUCGGUCGGGCCAGGUGGCCCCAUGGGCCCAGGCGGCCCCAUGGCCCCAGGCGGACCCAUGGCCCCAGGCGGACCCAUGGCCCCAGGCGGACCCAUGGCCCCAGGUGGCCCCAUGGCCCCAGGCGGCCCCAUGGCCCCAGGCGGCCCCAUGGCCCCAGGCGGUCCCAUGGCCCCAGGCGGUCCCAUGGCCCCAGGCGGCGCGAUGGGGCCCGGGACGGCGAUCGGGCCCGGCGGGCCAGGCGGACCAGGCGGGCCAGGCGGGCCAGGCGGGCCGGCAGGGCCCGUGGGUUCGAUGGGUCCGGGCGGAGCGGGGAUGCCCGGGGGGCCGCCCGGACCCAACGUCGCCGGAGGACCCAUGGGGAUGAACGGCCCCGGGGGCCCCGGCAUGAACCGGCCGCCGGGGCCGGGCAUGGGACCAAGACCCCCGGGCCCCCCCGGCAUGCCCGGACCAAUGGGACCAAGGGGCCCGCGACCUGGAAUACGAGGAAUGCCGCCGGGCAUGGGCCCAGGAGGGCCUCCCCGCGGCAUGCCCCCCGGCCCUCGCGGGAUGCCCCCGGGGAUGGGGCCCCUCGGACCACGUGGAUUACAGAUGAACGGCAUGGGGGUCCCCCGAGGACCGCGACCCGGGAUGAUGGGCCCUGGCGGGACUCGCGGACAGGCGCCAGGACCCGCUGGCCCGGGAGGAACCAGCUCGCCGGCCCACAUGGGACCUCCAAGGCAGCGUCCACCUCUCACAGACCCGAGCGGGAAGGGACCCCCGGCCAUGGUUCCUACGCCGCACGGUCCGCUCCUCCCGCCCUCUACAGCCGAAAACACAUUUAAUUCCCUACAAGACAAUGCGAUGAAAGGCUUAACUGGACAAGAGAUGCUGAACAAAGCGAGAGGAAACGUGGACAAAAAGCCCGGCAUUUUCAGACAGGGUUCAAUGGGGCAAGAACCUGGGGGGCACACUAACAAUCUCGGUUCGGGGUUGAACGCGAACAUGACGCAAGAUAAGUUAGGUCCUCUCGCGCCCGGGAACUCUCAAGCAUGGCCCUCAACAGCCACGCAAGGGCCAACAAACACAACUCAGGGGCUACCUCAUUCUACAUCUCCUCACCCUGGUAACAAAGGUCCAACAAACACUCCCGACGUGGACCUGAGUCAGCUGAGUGAAGAGGAGCGGGCCAUCAUUGAGAGCGUCAUGGCGAAAGCACAGGAAAUGGAGACUCACGACACGCCCGCUAAGCGAAGUGCUGAUGAGGCACAGCGGCUUCGGCUUGAGACCGGCAUGAUGGGAGACAAGACCCAGCAGCAGCAGCAGCAGACGCAGCAGCAGCAGCAGCAGGAGCAGGCGCAGAAGCAGCAGGCGCAGCAGCAGUUCCAGCAGAGACUUUCAGGAAUGUUCGGACCUCAAGCUGAGAUGCGGCCGGGUCCUCAGGGCUACCAACCGGACACACUGCACCAGGGCCAGCUUGGCGCUGACCGUGAGUAUAACAAGCAGUCCACUAACCUGCCCCCCAACACCUCUUUCCUUUCCAAACGCUCUUCCCAGCCAUGCUCGCAAACAUUACAGCCUUCCUCCCCAAAGGAACAACACUCAGUGAAUUCUAAGAGACCAACAGACCUACACACGAAUUCUUCUCUGUCACUAUCGAAACUCGAACCUCUUUUCCCUGUCCCAAUUACAAGUAAUCAUUAUUCGGAUGACCAAAGUUCAGAUAAGGUGCGGGUAUCUUCGCCGAAUAGAGUAGAACCAACUGACGAAGGUACUAAACGCACCGCUGUCGCUGGUGUCGAAAGCUCACUCUCCACGAAAACUGCCGUCGAGAGCUCUAAGAAAGACACGAAAGGUGGCUUCGAGGAGGAGACGCACAAAUCCAGAGACGCCGAGGACAAAAACAAAGACGGAGACGGAAAGACCGGUGAUAAUGAUUCCUACGAAGUGAGCGCCGAAGACGUCAAGCGUUACUUAGCGUUCCUGAACAAGCCGCUCGAGUCCCCGAGAGAGAUUCUGCCGCAGGACCUCACCGAAGAACCCAUCCGGGAGGAGGAGGAGGAGGAGGAGGAGGACAAGACGCUCGGCAGAGGCGGCGAGGGGGCGCAGAAGAGCCGCAAUGGCGAUCGGACGAUGACGCGGGUGGUGGUAAAGAAGGAGGAAGAGGAAGAAGAGAUUGAGGACGAAGAAGAGAUAGAGGAGGAAGAAGAGGAAGAGGACGAAGACGACCACGAAGACAGCGACGAGGAACCGGAAUCACCCAGCCUCCUGACGGCCAUGACAUUCUAUGACCAUUCUCCCGGUGAGGUGUACACCAUACACGAGGACGAGGACGAGGCCAGCUCCCCAACAGCCCCGGACGGUGUCUCAAGGCCUCGACGGAAAGAUGCCGCGGGGGUCCUGGGCCCAGGAGCCGCCGACCCGAGGAGAGGGCAGCUCCGCACGCAGGCGUCUCUCGAGGGGCAUCUGCACGGCACGGGGAUGCUGCGGAGUCCCGCGGACGGCCAGGACACGAGAACGACCUCAGGAGUCGCGCCGACGACCCUCUCCGGCACGACGAGCACGCUGGGCGGCCGCAUCCCGGUGGGCGGGGUCAAGCUGCCGGGCAUGAACGAGGUGCAGAGCGGGGCGCUGCAGUCCAACCUCGCGCAGAACAAGAUGCAGGCGGGGCUCGGCCAGCAGGACAUGCACCACCUGCAGCAGCAGGCCAACCAGGCGCAGAUGGGGCAGAUGAAGCCGCAGACCAUGCAGGACGCCGCCGGCAACCUGGUGUCGAGCGCGGGCGGCCCCAACGCCCAGGGCACGAGUAGCGUGACGCCCGGCAUGAGCACCGUCCCGACGAGCGCCCACGACCCGCUGGCGGCCAGCAAGCCCUUCGGCUCGGGCGCGCAGCAGCCCGGACUCAUGAAUAACCAAAUGAACACGAACAUGAGUAACAUAGUGAGUACCCAACCCAACAGCCAUAUCAGUAACGCCGUUAGUAAUCAAACUAACCCCCAAAUUAGCUCCCAGAGUUCACUACAAAACAAUAUGAACGCUCAGGGCAACCUUUCCAUGGACCCCUCAUUAAGCACACAACAAGGAACAUAUUUACAAAAUCAAAUGCAGAAUAAUCAAUUACAAGCUAACAACAUGUUCGGCAACAAAAACCAGGGCGCCCAGAUGCAAGGGUCGCAGAUGCCAGGUCAGAUGGGAAUGCAGAUGCAAGGGCAGUUUAGCGCGAGCAGCCACCCGAGCACACAGAUAGGCAACCACAUACAGCCCGGGGGAACCUUACCGAACCAACACAUGUCCAACCAACCUAACCAGAUGACCGACGUGGGUCAGAUGAACCAGAUGAACCAGAUGCAGAAUGCGAUGGGUGCGCACGACAGCAAAAAUAUUUCUAGCCUCAUUCACGGGCCACAGAUGCAGACCAGACAGCAGCAGAACCCACAGCAGCCGCAGCAACAGCAGCAGCACAGCUCAACAGCGUCGUCAGCUCUAAGUGGUUUGAGCAGUCUCUUCGGCCUGCAGAAGAACCGACCAGAAGGAGAUGGAUCUAGCCAGCAACAGCAUCAGCAGCAUCAGCAGCAGCAGCAACAGCACCAGCAGCAACAGCAACAGCACCAGCAACAUCAGCAACAUCAGCAACAUCAGCAACAACAGCAGCAACAUUAUCAGCAGCAGCUGCAACACCAGCAGAAUUUACAGGAACAGCAAAAACAACAAAACAUGCAGAUGCAACAGGACAUUCAACAACAAACUUUACAACAGCAACAGCACACUUUGCAACACCAGAUGAACAACAUCAAUCAAAAUCUGCAACAAAACCUUCAACACCAACAAAGUUUGCAACAGCAACAAAGCUUGCAACAACAGCAAAACCUCCAACAGCAACAGGGCAUGCAACAGCACCAGCACCAGCACAACCUCCAACUCCAGCAGCAUAACCUCCAGGAUCAGAGCAUGCAGCACCACCAGCAAAUGCACCAGCAGCACUUGGGACCACAGCAGAAGAUAGGGGCGGUGUCGGGCCUCAUAGGAGACCACUACUCGUCAGCCUACACGGGCAUCUCCCCUCCCUCGCGCCCGCUGUCCAGGGAGGACCUCUAUGGGCAGCAGCAACAGCAACAGAAUCUUCAAGAUGGCGUGCUGCAGGGAUCCAUGAUGCAUCAGAGGCCUGCCCCGCUGUCCCCGACGGAAGUCCGCGGCGGUGUGAUGGUGACGACGUCCGGGAUGGUGAAGUCUCUGGAACGGCCCCGCCAGACUUCACUGUUUGGACUCAAGAGAAAUAAGUCUCUUAGGCCUGACUUAGGAGAAACUUGGCCUACCACUAUAGAUCUGUCUCCAAUAUUGGAUGUGUCUCCCUCGGUGGAGGCUGCCGAGCAGGAAACCAAUGGCAGACAGGACACAAAGGGGCCAAAUGUGUCGGCUUCGGGAGUAGGAGCACAGCAGGGUAAAAGCUCAAUUAGUGGCAUGUUGUCGGACUUCACACGCGCUCUGGGUAAGUACCAUGGCUGGCGAAGAGGUAAUGUAGAAAAUUAUGAGGGUCCUGGAGACGCGUCUCUGCAUCUUGAAUUUAUGCUAAACAACUGUGGAUUUUCACUGAAUUUGAGAGGAAGAUUACUCAAUCAGAAGGGUAAUUCUGAAAUCCAUUUGAAGCAUUUAUCUAUUAAUGAAUCCAAAGCCUUAGAGAGCAGUGUGCUGACCCCUUCCCCUGCCACAGGCCUCGGCGGCAACUCCCCGAAGGACGAGCAGAAGGGGCAGGUGGUCUCAUCGUACCAGCAGCAGAAGCAAGCUCAAAGCCAAAUGCAGACUCAGGCUAACCUGAUCAACUCCCAGAUGGCCGGCCAACAGCAGCAGGCUCAGAUGGCAGCCCACCAACAGGGCCAGAUGGUGGGUUCUCAGCAGGUGUACACGUCCAGCGGGCAGGUGGUGACCCAGCUGGCCAACCACGUGGGCCCUGGAGUGGCCAAUGUGCCGAACACGGUCGUUGGAGGCCAAGUUGUACAGAAUCCUACUGUUGUGGUGAGUGCAGGCCAGCAGCCUGGAGGUCAGCCCCUGCUCUUCCAACAGAUGACCCCCGCACAACAACUGCAGCUGCAACAAAUGCAACUGCAGCACCAAGCACAACACCUAAAGAAGAUGCGCCGCCAGGACCAGGCGGCUGCAUUGCAACAGCAGCUCAUAACACAGGGCAAGAUUUCGCCGACGCCCCUCAGGAAGGACGCCCCGGCAGCAGUCCCCGGCCUGCAGCAGCUGCAGAACUUACAGCAGCAGCACCUGGCAGGGAAGGUGGGCCCCCGCGUCAACUCGAACCUGCCGACGGCCGCCCUGCUGCAGCAGUCCACCAUCGCCACGAGCGACGGGAAGCCUCGCAUGCUGGUUAUGCCCGGCCAGACCAUACCCACUACGGAGACGCCGCUGUCCUCUCUCCAUAGGGCGCGCCUCCGCUCCUCCUCAGACCAGCUGGCUUCACCCGAAGAGUUUAGCAUGUCAGGGGUGAACGCCCAGCUGGCCAUGCUCACCGGCACCCCCAGCACCCCGGCGGGCACCCCACGGGGCCUCCGCGACGACUCUUCUGACACCAUGAGCGAGACAGACAGCCAGAAGAGCCUCCGGAUCCGCCGCAAGCUGCCGCACCUGCCGCCCGACCAGGAGGCGGCGCCGCUGCCGUCGCAUAAAAAGAAUUCUUUUGGACUCAACGCCAAGGACAGAAGACCCACAUUUGCCUACAUCACACGCUAUGUGCAACUCACACCAGAGGAGUUGCCUAUGGAAAUAACCACGGGAUACAACUAUCUCAGUAAAGCAUAG
Molecule: messenger RNA, 6149 nt
Organism: Penaeus chinensis
Lineage: Eukaryota; Metazoa; Arthropoda; Malacostraca; Decapoda; Penaeidae
Product: AF4/FMR2 family member lilli-like
Exons: 18
Coding region: 135-6149 (2004 amino acids)
Source: RefSeq, a predicted model, not a curated record